AUUUCCGGGUGUGUCAUGUGACUCCCCGACUCAGCCAUGGCAGAAGCGGAGGAGCAGGAAACCGAGUCUCUUGAAGAAUCUACAGAUGAGUCUGAGGAAGAAGAGAGUGAAGAGGAGCCCAAACUGAAGUAUGAAAGGCUCUCCAAUGGGGUAACUGAAAUCCUUCAGAAGGAUGCUGCUAGCUGCAUGACAGUCCACGACAAGUUUUUGGCACUGGGCACACAUUAUGGCAAGGUUUAUUUACUGGAUGUCCAGGGGAACAUCACUCAGAAGUUUGAUAUAAGUCCUGUGAAGAUAAAUCAGAUUAGCCUGGAUGAAAGUGGCGAACACAUGGGCGUGUGUUCAGAGGACGGCAAGGUGCAGGUGUUUGGACUGUAUUCUGGAGAAGAAUUUCAUGAGACUUUUGACUGUCCCAUUAAAAUCAUUGCCGUGCAUCCUCAUUUCGUGAGAUCCAGCUGCAAGCAGUUUGUGACCGGAGGGAAGAAGUUGCUGCUGUUUGAACGGUCUUGGAUGAGCAGGUGGAAGUCUUCAAUUCUGCACGAAGGAGAAGGGAACAUAAGGAGUGUGAAGUGGAGGGGCCAUCUGGUUGCCUGGGCCAACAACAUGGGUGUGAAGAUUUUUGACAUCACCUCAAAGCAAAGAAUCACCAAUGUACCCCGGGAUGAUAUAAGUCUUCGCCCCGAUAUGUAUCCCUGUAGCCUUUGCUGGAAGGACAAUGUGACACUGGUCAUUGGCUGGGGCACCUCCGUCAAGAUAUGCUCGGUGAAGGAACGGCAUGCCAGUGAAAUGAGGGAUUUGCCAAGCCGAUACGUUGAAAUAGUGUCUCAGUUUGAAACUGAAUUCUACAUCAGCGGACUGGCACCUCUCUGUGAUCAGCUUGUUGUACUUUCCUAUGUAAAGGAGGUUUCCGAAAAAACGGAAAGAGAAUACUGCGCCAGGCCCAGACUGGAUAUCAUCCAGCCGCUUUCCGAGACUUGUGAAGAGAUCUCUUCUGAUGCUCUGACUGUGAGAGGCUUUCAGGAAAAUGAAUGUAGAGAUUAUCACUUAGAAUAUUCGGAAGGGGAGUCACUCUUUUACAUUGUGAGUCCAAGAGAUGUUGUCGUAGCCAAGGAACGAGACCAAGAUGACCACAUCGACUGGCUCCUUGAAAAGAAGAAAUAUGAAGAAGCUCUGAUGGCAGCUGAAAUUAGUCAAAAGAACAUUAAAAGACAUAAAAUUCUGGACAUCGGCUUGGCAUAUAUAAACCACCUGGUGGAGAAAGGAGAGUACGACGUAGCGGCGCGCAAAUGCCAGAAAAUUCUUGGGAAAAAUGCAGCACUCUGGGAAUAUGAAGUUUAUAAAUUUAAAGAAAUUGGACAGCUUAAGGCUAUUAGUCCUUAUUUGCCAAGAGGGGAUCCAGUUCUGAAACCACUCAUCUAUGAAAUGAUCUUGCAUGAAUUUUUGGAAAGUGAUUAUGAGGGUUUUGCCACACUGAUCCGAGAAUGGCCAGGAGACCUGUACAACAAUUCAGUAAUAGUUCAAGCAGUUCGGGAUCACCUGAAGAAAGACAGUCAGAACAGAACCUUACUUAAAACCCUGGCAGAAUUGUACACCUAUGACAAAAACUAUGGCAAUGCUCUGGAAAUAUACUUAACGUUAAGACAUAAGGAUGUUUUCCAGUUGAUCCACAAGCAUAAUCUUUUCAGUUCUAUCAAGGAUAAAAUUGUUUUAUUAAUGGAUUUUGAUUCCGAGAAAGCUGUUGACAUGCUUCUGGACAACGAAGAUAAAAUUUCAAUUAAAAAGGUAGUGGAAGAAUUAGAAGACAGACCAGAGUUGCAGCACGUGUAUCUGCAUAAGCUUUUCAAAAGAGACCAUCAUAAGGGGCAGCGCUACCACGAGAAGCAGAUCAGCCUUUAUGCUGAAUUCGACCGACCCAACUUGCUUCCAUUUCUCCGAGACAGUAUCCACUGCCCCCUUGAAAAGGCUCUUGAGAUCUGUCAACAGAGAAACUUUGUAGAAGAGACAGUUUAUCUUCUGAGCCGAAUGGGUAAUAGCCGAAGUGCCCUGAAGAUGAUCAUGGAGGAACUGCAUGACGUUGAUAAAGCGAUUGAAUUUGCCAAGGAGCAGGAUGACGGGGAACUCUGGGAAGAUCUGAUUUUAUAUUCCAUCGACAAACCACCCUUUAUCACCGGCUUGUUAAACAAUAUCGGCACGCAUGUUGACCCAAUUCUACUGAUUCACCGUAUUAAGGAAGGAAUGGAGAUUCCUAAUUUGAGAGACUCCUUGGUUAAAAUUCUGCAAGACUACAAUCUGCAAAUUCUGCUUCGCGAAGGCUGCAAGAAGAUUCUUGUAGCUGACUCUUUGUCCUUACUAAAGAAGAUGCACCGAACUCAAAUGAAAGGCAUUCUGGUUGAUGAGGAGAACAUCUGUGAGUCCUGUCUUUCCCCCAUUCUUCCAUCAGAUGCAGCUAAGCCCUUCAGCAUGGUGGUCUUCCACUGCCGCCACAUGUUCCACAAGGAGUGCCUGCCUAUGACCAGCAUGAUACAUCUGUGCAUUCUGGUUUCUUCAAGAUUGUUUUCCAUCAUGUUCUGUGUGCAAAGAGGAGGAUUUGUAGAUGGUGCAAGUAUGGUGAAAGGAUUUCACAAAUGACAGAAGAAUGAAAGUUGCCUUGUAAUAUUUAAGAAGUAUGCCACAAUGAUGUAGACUGCAAAAAUUUUAAACAAAAACAAAGAAGUAUGCCAAUUUUAGUAGAGGUGAAAUGCAGAAUUCUUCAGUUAUGUGCAGAAAAGUUAUUUGUCCCAGGAUGGGUCAGGGGAGACCUGGUUAGUCAUCCAAAUAAAAGAGACCUCAAGUUAAGAACAGGAGCAUUUUGCUCUGAGGUUAGACAUAGGUUUUAAUCCCGGGUCUGUUGCUUAGAAAUAAUCUGAGUAAAUUACUUAACAUUUCUAAGCCUCAAGUGCCACAGAUGUAAAAUGGGGGUGAUGAUAACAGCAUCAGCUUUGGAGGAUGUUGAGAGCAUUAAGUGAGGUGAUGCAUGGAAAGCAUCAGCUAGUACAAGCACAGGAAGAAUAACUAGUAUGGAGCAAAUGCUUCAGAAAUGUCAGCCUCCAGGACAGCCCCCGUGAUCCCCAUCUCUGCCAGGGUUGGUCCGUGUCCAACAGAGCAUGGCAGAGUUGAUGCUACCUCACUUCCAAGCUUAGGUCAUAAAAGAUACUGGUUUGACAUCACUUGCCCUGGGGAAGCCAGGUUGUGAAUGGAGAGGCACACUUUGUAAGGACCAAAGCCCCCCUGCCAGCAGCACGUGAGGGAACCUGGAAGUGAUUUUCCAGCGCCAGUGAGAUCUUCAGAGUCUGCCACCCCAGCCUACAAUGUGACUGCAAACUCGUGAAAGACCCUGAGCUGCAACCAGCCAUUUG
This is a messenger RNA of Physeter macrocephalus (sperm whale), 3395 nucleotides long. It is a transcript of the gene VPS41, whose product is annotated as VPS41 subunit of HOPS complex. NCBI's taxonomy places the organism in Eukaryota, Metazoa, Chordata, Mammalia, Artiodactyla, Physeteridae. Gene Ontology annotation, biological process: macroautophagy; endosomal vesicle fusion; cellular response to starvation. The record is from RefSeq and is a predicted model, not a curated record. Gene Ontology annotation, molecular function: protein binding. Bases 37 to 2628 code for a protein of 863 amino acids. The transcript is spliced from 29 exons. Gene Ontology annotation, cellular component: HOPS complex; late endosome.